Messenger RNA from Capsaspora owczarzaki ATCC 30864, 1799 nucleotides. Its product is annotated as cyclin-box carrying protein isoform. Gene Ontology annotation, biological process: regulation of canonical Wnt signaling pathway; regulation of protein kinase activity. Gene Ontology annotation, molecular function: cyclin-dependent protein serine/threonine kinase activator activity. Lineage: Eukaryota; Filasterea; Ministeriida; Capsasporidae. The transcript is spliced from 7 exons. Bases 171 to 1421 code for a protein of 416 amino acids. The record is from RefSeq and is a predicted model, not a curated record. Gene Ontology annotation, cellular component: plasma membrane.
GUUUUAUUUUUAUUUUUAUUUUUUUAUUUCCUGCUUCUUCCACAAGAAAAAAAAAAACCUCAAAACUCGCUCAAAAACACAACUUACCAGAGAAGCACACUCAGCCAAGCCAGCCACGUCAAACCUCGAACAUUGCAUUGAGAAGAAUCGAGUAGAACUAGAAGAAAAGAAUGGGCUCGUGUCUGGCCAAGCCAAUGGACGGGGGCAGCAGUAGCAGCAACGACCCCUACGCAGCGCGCAGCAUUCAUCAACAGCACAAAGCGACCGAAGUCGCAUCCACAGCGGCAGCAUCGACGUCGCCGGCAUCGCAACGGCCAGAGAUGCUCCAGGUGGACGUGGAAUCGCCAAGAGACGGCACGGGGACUGAGCGGCGGAGAGCAGGCAGCAAGCUCCUGAGUCGCAUGCCAAGUCUGUCUGGCGCCAAGCUCACGAAAUCGCGGCAGGACGCCCCUGCCUCCGCCGCAGGAAGCGGGCAAGAUCCAUCUCAGUCCUCCCAGACUGACACCGCCGCUCCGAGCGUCGAUGACCUUGUCCAGCACAUCAGCGAGCGAGAGCCGGACAACUCAAAUCGCCGCGAGUCGCUGUUCUUGGCAGCCGUCAACCAGUCGGCGGCAGACCCGAGCCCGCUGUCAUACAGCAAUUCAAAGCGAAAGAAGAAGGCAAACUCGGUCGUCAUCACAGACACGAAAACCAAGUUCAACUCGACCUCGACCUUCUUUGUGGAUGCCACCGUUUCUCAGCCUGACUUGGACGAGACAUUCAAAUGUGUUGCCUUGGCCAUUUAUUACUGCAUGGAAGCUGGGCACAAGGUCGAAACCCCGCACUUUGUGGAUAUCUUUGAUGAAAAGAAGCACCCCCUUGCGAAGGGAACAAACUUUGAUCAUUACGAUAAGCUGAUGGCCAGUGAAGAGAAAAUCUACCAAUUUAUCAAGACACUGUUUGUCUCUGCAGCAUUGACGGCCGAGUGUGCCAUCAUUACACUGGUCUAUGUCGAGCGACUCAUCAUGAGCGCAAAUCUGACCAUUCACGCCACCAACUGGAAGCGAAUCACUCUGGGCGCUGUGUUGCUGGCGUGCAAGGUGUGGGACGACCAAGCCGUCUGGAAUGUCGACUUUUGCACCAUUUUCCCAGAUGUCACCGUUGAAGAUUUCAACAAGCUAGAAAAGUACUAUAUCACGCAAAUCAUGUUCAAUGUCAGCGUCCCAGCCAGCGUCUACACAAAGUACUACUUGGAUUUGCGAAGUCUUGCCGAGGACACCAAUAGGACUUUUACUUUGAAGCCUCUCACUCAGGAACAAGCCGAGAAGAUGGAGGCAAUGUCCAUGGCGAAGGAACGAGAAGCAAAAAACCUGCCUUUGCGAAAACGCGCAAAGAGCUGCGAGUUGUACGAGCCCAAGAGUGCCAUGGCUAUUCUGUCAUGAUGUGCUCCUUGGAAGUGUGUCGCGUGCUUGGUUGUUGCAUGCUUGCACUGGCUGUUUGAAAGCUGAGGCUGGUCUUCGCUUUUCCCAGUGCCGCCUGGUUGUCUUUGUUUGCUUGGUUGGUUGGUUGUUUUGUUGUUUUUCGGUGCUUGUCUUUGAACGUUGUGUGUCUGUUAUGGGACAUGGGAGGUGUGGCUUUCCGCUUUUCUCUUGCUUGUUUUGACUUUGUGUGCGUGUUGUUCUCGCUCUCUCGCUUUCAGCGCAACUCCACUCGCCGUUCGACUUUGCUGCGCCCUUCCGAUCUGCCCAUGUAGAUAUAUUGAUGUGAAUGAACCCGAUGUUUCUUUUGAACGCAUCGUCCUUUUGUAUGGCAGAGUUCAC